Molecule: messenger RNA, 897 nt
Organism: Rhopalosiphum padi (bird cherry-oat aphid)
Lineage: Eukaryota; Metazoa; Arthropoda; Insecta; Hemiptera; Aphididae
Product: piggyBac transposable element-derived protein 4-like
Exons: 1
Coding region: 1-897 (298 amino acids)
Source: RefSeq, a predicted model, not a curated record
AUGUACAAAUUGUGUACACCUGAAGGUUUUACAUGGGCUUCUAGUAUUUAUUGUGGUACAGGACCUACUUUAGGAACUCUGGAUAAGCCGGGAACAGUUGUGGUAAAUUUAGCUGAUAGUUUACUUGAUGAAGGCCGUUUGAUAAUAACAGACAAUUUUUAUACGAGUGUUCCACUUGCUGAAUAUCUUUAUGGCCGAAAAACUGAUUUGUGUGGUACUUUAAGAAAAAAUCGAAAAUGGCUUCCAGUAGAUGUAAAAGAAAAAAAAUUGAAAAAAGGACAGUUUAUAGCAAGACAAAAAGAAUUUAUUACAAUUUUAAAAUGGCAUGACAAAAGAGAUGUGUUGAUGUUAUCUACUUGCCAUGGAGAUCAAUUUCAAAAUACAGGAAAAACAGAUAGAAAAGGAAAUACAAUAACAAAACCAAAAAUGAUUUUGGAUUACAAUAAUACAAAACAGGGAAUCGAUGUUUCAGAUCAACUAAGCAGUUAUUAUAAUCCACAACGAAAAUCUCUUGUUUGGUACAAAAAAGUCGCUAUGGAAUUACUAUUUGGGAUAACAGUAGUAAAUAGUAUGAUUAUUUUCAACAAACAAGUAAACAAGAAACUAACUUUACUUUCAUUUACCGAAUCACUGUCUAGAAGUAUUUUGUGUACAGAGGUUACAGACAAAUCAGAAUCUGUGAACAUUCAAAAAAAUAUUUCAAUGCAUUUUCUUGAACAGUUUGAUAGACAAAAUGGAAAAAUACAAAGAAAAAGAUGUCAUGGGUGCUAUUCAAGUCUUCGUGAAGAUGGACAGUUGAGUGCAGAAGAAGCUGGAAAAAAAGCAAAAAAAGUUAACACACAUUGUAAAGUAUGUGGUCAUGCUUAUUGUUUAAUUUGUUACAACAAAAUCCAUUAG